AUGAAACUCAUAUUCGGCAACACUAACAGGCCUUCAAUUUGGAUGAAUUACUACAAUAGCCUGUUAUCAGCUCUUCUACUGAGUAUAUUAGCAUAUGGCUCAGCUGCUCAAUCGCCGCCGGAGCCACCGCCAGAGAAGUCUCCGGAAUCGCCUCCGGAGCCGCCACCGGAGGAGUCUCCGGAGCUGCCGCCAGAGGAACCGCCAAAGAAGUCGCCGGAGCCGUCGCCAGAAUCGCCGCCGGAGGAGUCGCUGACGGAAAAGUCACCGAAGGAACCGUCGGAGCCGUCGCCGGAGGAAUCGCCAGAAUCUCCACCGGAAGAGUCUCCAAAUCCUCCGCGGGAGGAAUCGCCGGAGCCACCGCCGGAGGAAUCGCCGGAGCCACCACCGGAGCUGCAGAUAAGGUAG
Molecule: messenger RNA, 405 nt
Organism: Andrographis paniculata
Lineage: Eukaryota; Viridiplantae; Streptophyta; Magnoliopsida; Lamiales; Acanthaceae
Exons: 3
Coding region: 1-405 (134 amino acids)
Source: RefSeq, a predicted model, not a curated record